AUGGCUUCAGGAAAAGGGUCUUCAGGAAAGGUACCACACUUUGAUGGAACAAAUUAUGCUUUUUGGAAGAACAAAAUGGAGACCUAUCUGGGGUCUCUUGGAUAUGAUGUUUGGGCUUCAGUGUUGAAUGAAUACACCAUGACUGGUGUUGCACCUACAGACAACCAAGAGAAAAAGAAAUAUGAAAACAACAGUAGAGCCAUGCAUGCAAUCAAAUAUGCUCUUAUUGACAGUGAGUUUGUAAAAGUGAUGGAAUGCAAGUUUGCCAAACAACUCUGGGACAAGCUAAAACGCAUCCACGAAGGAGAUGCAAAAAUCAAAGAAGCUAAGCUCCAAGUUUAUAGAGCUCAGUUUGAGGGAUUGAAGAUGUUGAAUGAAGAAAACAUUGAAGAUUAUAUGCUUAGAGUCAAUGGGGUUGUAAACUCCAUAAGAGGACUGGGAGAGAGUCUAACUGACUCUGUUGUUGUGAAGAAAAUUCUUAGAUCUUUACCAGACAGAUUUGACUCCAAGGUUUCAGCUGUUGAGGAAGCUAAGGAUCUGGAGGUACUUAGCUUAGAUGAGUUACAUGGGAUCUUUACAGCUUAUGAGAUGAGAAAAGGCAAAGGAAAGUCAGUUGACAAAGAGGCAGCAUUUAAGAAAAGAAGCUUCAUUUCUAAGAAGAGCAAUGACACAUCUGAGGAAGAAUCUGAAGAUGAAUCAGAUGAUGAUGUAGAAGAUCAUGCUAUUUUUAUGGUGUUUCAAGAAAAAGAGGAUGAUUCACUUAGAAUAAGCACAACCUCAAAAGAUGAAGAAGAAGGAGAGGUGGACUUUGAAGCUGAGUUGAGAUCUGCUCUCAAAGAGCUCAAGAAAGAAAGAAAGAGGGUUAAACAAGUUUCACAAAAUCUUAAGGAACAAGAACAAUUAGUUCUUCAGUUGAAAAAGCAAGCAGAUGAAUCAAGAAAAAUUCUAGAAGAUCUUGAAGAGAAGUUAUCACAGAAAACUACAGAAUGCACAGAGCUUGAAUCAGAAAAUCUAUCUUUGAAGGCUAAAUUGGAAGAAGAGUCUAAUAUCCUAGCUGAAUAUUCUGAUUUUCAGAAGGAGAUUGAUACUCUCAAGGCAAAGGUAGCAGAGUUUGAGAAUGAUUCAAGAGAAUCAUCAAAGAGUGCCAAAGGAAAAGGAAAAGGCACAACACAGAAUCCUAUUGCUGUGAAGGAUAAGAGAGUUGAGAAAAACCAAACUCCAUCCCAUAAGACUAACCAUGCUAGACAACAACAAAUGGCAUGGCCAGGCAGGAGAGUAGAGAGCUUUGGUUAUUACUAUCCUUCUCAACAGAAUGCUAGAAAUGUUGUUGAUCACAGGGCUCAGUACAAAUGGCAAAGAGAGCCAAUGAGACAAAGAUAG
Messenger RNA from Telopea speciosissima, 1380 nucleotides. Its product is annotated as intracellular protein transport protein USO1-like. The record is from RefSeq and is a predicted model, not a curated record. The coding region runs from base 1 to 1380 and encodes 459 amino acids. The transcript is spliced from 3 exons. Lineage: Eukaryota; Viridiplantae; Streptophyta; Magnoliopsida; Proteales; Proteaceae.